AUGGAACUUAAUAAGUCUAAUAUAAUACAGAGAACAGAAAAUACGGCUACACUGAUUUUCUUUUGUGUGGUAGGCCUUUUUUGCCAAGGGAAUGCAAGAGAGGUGGGACUCACUCCAGACAUUCUGCUGAGAUCUGAGCAGAAUCUGAGGUACCCACUAAAACCACCUCGGGUAGUACCAACAAAACCUCAUCAGUCCCUUGGUGUCGCUUUCGCAUUCUACCGGAACCUCAGCGGUUUUCGGGGAUCUCCAACUGUUUAA
Pieris macdunnoughi is the source of this 261-nucleotide messenger RNA. The record is from the annotation of a GenBank genome assembly. NCBI's taxonomy places the organism in Eukaryota, Metazoa, Arthropoda, Insecta, Lepidoptera, Pieridae.